AUGAAGGCUGCACCAUCUCCAUUUCCAAUCCUAACCCCCGUUCGCUCCCAAAAUCUCCACGCCCCUUUCAAACUCCACCUCAUAACCCUCAACUCCUCCGCCGUCUCGUCAUCACCUAGAGCGGUAGUCCCUUCCCCACCGCCGACCUUCAAUUUCAAGGACCAAGUUCUCAACACCUCCACCGCCGCAAUAGCCGAAACCCACCCUGAAUUGAUCGAUUUGGCUAGAAAUGGAAAAUUGGUGAUGAUCAGGAAAAGCCAGUACGGCCCCGUGCCGCCGUGGAGAAGCGAUUUUGGGGAGCCAGAGGCUAUCUGGAUAAUCGGGACGAGCCAUGCUUCCAGAGUAUCAUCUUCGGAUGUUGAAAGAGUAAUAAGUGCUGUGAGGCCUGACAAUGUCGUCGUCGAGCUCUGCAGGAGCAGAGCUGGGAUCAUGUACACUCCUGAGAAUGGGGAACAAAGCCAGCAGCUGAAGUCAACCAUGUUCUCUUUGAGUGGGACUGGGUUUUUUGGUGCUAUUGGUCGAAGCAUAAAUUUGGGGGGUCAAACGGCUUUAGCAUUACGGUUGCUCUUGGCGACUUUCUCUUCUAAAGUAUCUUCAGAUAUUAAUCGUCCCUUUGGUGAUGAGUUUCGUGCUGCUCGAAAGGCUUCUGAAGAAAUUGGGGCUCAGUUAGUCUUGGGUGAUCGUCCUAUAGAGAUAACUCUUGAAAGGGCGUGGAGUUCAUUGAGUUGGAAAGAGAAAUUGAGUCUAGUCUCCUCUGUCUUUCGAGGAAUAACUUCAUCUGACCUUUACAACAAGGAGAUGGAGGAUGGUGAUGAUAACAGUUCUCAACUGUAUGAGCAGUUAAGUGUUUCAUAUCCAUCACUUCUGCCUUCUCUCAUAACUGAACGAGAUAUGUUCCUUGCAUGGUCAAUGAAAAGAAGCAAAGCAGUAAAUAACAGCAAGAAAGUGGUGGGAGUUAUUGGCAUGGGGCAUAUGAAUGGCGUAAUCUAUUCGCUUUUGUCCGAUACAGGAAACUUACGCUUCCGAGACCUUGCUGGAAAGAGGCCCGAAAAUAACUAUGGCUUUCUUGGUUCUAUUGCUAAGGACUUGUUGAGAGACACCAUUAUUGGUGUAUUACUAUGGCUAUUGUAUGAACAGUUCAAGUCACCAUAG
Striga hermonthica is the source of this 1152-nucleotide messenger RNA. The record is from the annotation of a GenBank genome assembly. Lineage: Eukaryota; Viridiplantae; Streptophyta; Magnoliopsida; Lamiales; Orobanchaceae.